This is a messenger RNA of Soboliphyme baturini, 210 nucleotides long. Lineage: Eukaryota; Metazoa; Nematoda; Enoplea; Dioctophymatida; Soboliphymatidae. The record is from the annotation of a GenBank genome assembly.
AUGCUCUCAGCUCCUAAACUGAAAAUAUCCGGGCCAUGUUUUCCUGUUAUUUUCGGUCGGCCCGUCGUAUUUUGCGUCAUAUUCAUUGUCACCUCUGCGAUCGUCUCCGUUGUUGUGUUCCUCAUCAUCAUCGCCGAACUGGAAAGUGGCCGACUACCCGACAUGGUAUGCAACAUCGAAUGGUUGUUCUUCGCGGAUUUUCCGAGGUAG